Sinocyclocheilus rhinocerous is the source of this 1904-nucleotide messenger RNA. RefSeq names its product RAB13, member RAS oncogene family (gene rab13). Gene Ontology annotation, molecular function: GTP binding; GTPase activity. The record is from RefSeq and is a predicted model, not a curated record. The coding region runs from base 655 to 1254 and encodes 199 amino acids. NCBI's taxonomy places the organism in Eukaryota, Metazoa, Chordata, Actinopteri, Cypriniformes, Cyprinidae. The transcript is spliced from 8 exons.
GUUAUUUUAUUUUUUUAAAAACGUUCUAAAAUAUUGUGUUUGUAUUCUUGACAACGUCAUAAACCAUGCUUCGAAAUGUCAAAAACAGACCAAAAAAACAAACAAACGAAAACAAUCCAUGUUUCAUUUCAGCAUUUUGUGUGUCAAUGGUGCCCCCUGUUGAUUGACGCUGUUAUCGGUUCUCCUCAGCACUGUUUUAUUAAACCUCUCUCUCCCUCGACGUCAGCUUUUGGGAACUCGGGCAAGGGAAAGUUUAGGGAGAAAAAAAAAGUCUGCUGUUGUCUAUGUAUGGAUGAAUACUGAAAGCCUUUCGUACAGGAGAGAAAACUAGCGCAGUGUAGCCCGAAAUGGCGAAUGCGUGGCAUCCGCGCUGAAAAACCUAACGUUACCGCGGACGCGUUUAAAGGGCUGUGAACAAACUUUUCCAUUUUGUUUUCAUGGAAUUUUUUACCUCUUUUCCGGACGGACAGAGGCAACAAAGCGAAACUUGAGUUUACCGGUGACAGUAUUCCAAGGAAAGAAAAUCCAUGAAGUUUCAAACGAGGACAUCAAUCAGACGGAAGGAUUUUAAAAGGCUGCGCGCGUGACUGUGUUAAGAUCAAAUCGGGGAGAAACUAAUCUAAAACUUGCUAAAAGAUCUGGGUGAAACGAACAAUGGCAAAGAAAUACGACUUCCUCUUUAAAUUAUUGCUUAUUGGCGAUAGUGGUGUUGGCAAGACCUGUUUGAUCAUCCGUUUUGCAGAGGACAAUUUUAAUUCAACGUACAUAUCAACCAUCGGUAUUGACUUCAAAGUGAAGACCAUUGAGGUUGAGGGAAAGAAAGUCAAACUUCAAGUCUGGGACACAGCAGGACAGGAGAGGUUUAAGACCAUCACUACUGCAUACUACAGAGGGGCCAUGGGCAUCAUCCUUGUGUAUGACAUCACUGAUGAAAAAUCCUUUGAGAAUAUUCAGAACUGGAUGAAGAGCAUCAAAGAAAAUGCUUCAGCAGGUGUAAGUCGGAUGUUACUGGGCAACAAGUGUGAUAUCGAGUCCAAAAGGAAAGUGUCAAAGGAGAUAGGCGAGAAGCUCGCAAAGGAACAUGGUAUUCGAUUCUUCGAGACUAGUGCAAAAUCAAGCAUCAACGUUGAGGAGUCUUUUGCUGCUCUUGCACGAGACAUUUUGCUGAAGUCAAAUAAGAAGCCGGGUCCAUCUGGUCGUGAGGUUAAACUUACCAGCACAGAGAAAAAAUCCUCCAAAUGUCUUCUUCUUUAGAUAUGCUUUUAAGCAGAGGACGGUCUCACUACACACACACACACACACACACACACUUACAUACAGGAACAUUGCAGUGUUAAUGCCUGAGAGUUCUUUGCAAAGUGAACAUGGAACGCUAAUAGGAAGUGGUUUCAAAGGAUGAUGGCACUAGUAAGAUAUGAAAUAUGAGAUAUGAAACAGGGUACAGCUUUCAUGUAGUUAGAGGAAAAUCACAUUUUUUUGUUACUUCAUGUUUAGAUUUUCGCACUACACAACGAAAACAGUGACUAGGCUACAGUGGAGACAAUGUUGGUUUUACUUGCACAACAAGUUUUGCUCAGUCAAAAUGGAGAACAAGUACCUAAUGAAUUUCUAUCUUUUGGCAACUUCAAGUGAAAUAUAUAGUCCAGUUUGAUGGCUAGUCAGCACUUUUUGACAAAUGGUUUGAAUGUUCGUUGCUAUAAAAGGUGAACAACUUCAAUUUUAAAGACUUUGACCUCUAAUGGAUGGAUAAGAAAAUUCACAGUGUGUUUCUCCAAAAGGAUUAUGGCCAGACAUAAUUCACAUAUUUGGUUUUGCAUAAUUUUUGAAUCAAGUUUCUGUCUUCCUGCCAUAUUCCACUUGUCUAUAUUCUUUUCCACAGCAUAUUUCUCAGAAUUUGUACAAUG